CACAUGAGCCGCGCGCCCGCUCCGCUCCCCCUCCUCCCGGCUGGGCUGUGAAUGAAGCUCUGCCGGCUACGUGGGGCGCUAGCUCAACUUAGUGUCCCGGACGCCAGAGCCGACUGAGCGCUCGGCCCGCCGGCGGCGGACGCGGGCUCCGCCGCUGCUGACCUCGGCGACAGGUUUGGGCCUUGAGCAUCUUGCAGAAAACAAGACAACACAGCUGCUGUUGCAUCUCCAUCCCAGUCAAGUCUCCCUCCAAAACUGGAGAGGGGGGCGGGUCUGGGAACCUCUGAGCCUGAGAUCCCAGCGUGGAAGAGAAGAGCAGCAAGAUGGCCAUGUGGCAGGGAGCCAUGGAUAACAGAGGCUUUCAGCAGGGGAGUUUCAAUAGCUUCCAGAGCAGUUCCAGUGAUGAAGACUUGAUGGACAUACCGGAGACAGCCAUGGAUUUCUCCAUGAGAGAUGAUGUUCCUCCCUUAGAUGGAGACAUAGAAGAGGACAAGUCGUACAAUGGUGGAGGAAUAGGUGCUUCUAACAGGAUGAUGGACUUCUUGGAGGAGCCAAUCCCUGGUGUGGGGACCUAUGAUGAUUUCAAUACAAUUGACUGGGUGAGAGAGAAGUCUCGAGACCGGGAUAGGCACCGAGAGAUUACCAAUAAAAGCAAAGAGUCAACAUGGGCCUUAAUUCACAGUGUGAGCGAUGCUUUUUCUGGCUGGCUGUUGAUGCUGCUUAUUGGGCUUUUAUCAGGUUCCCUAGCUGCCUUGAUCGACAUCUCGGCUCAUUGGAUGACAGACUUAAAAGAAGGUGUAUGCACAGGGGGAAUCUGGUUUAACCACGAACACUGUUGCUGGAACUCGAAGAAUGUCACCUUUGAAGACAGAGACAAGUGUCCAGAGUGGAAUAGCUGGUCCCAGCUCAUCAUAAGCACGGAUGAGGGAGCCUUUGCCUACAUAGUCAAUUAUUUCAUGUACGUCCUCUGGGCUCUCCUGUUUGCCUUCCUUGCCGUCUCUCUUGUCAAGGUGUUCGCACCUUAUGCCUGCGGCUCUGGAAUCCCUGAGAUAAAAACUAUCUUGAGUGGGUUCAUUAUUCGGGGCUAUUUGGGUAAGUGGACCCUGAUGAUCAAAACCAUCACACUGGUGCUGGCAGUGUCGUCUGGUUUGAGCCUGGGCAAAGAGGGACCCCUAGUGCACGUGGCUUGCUGCUGUGGGAACAUCCUGUGCCACUGCUUCAACAAAUACAGGAAGAAUGAAGCCAAGCGCAGAGAGGUCUUGUCUGCUGCAGCGGCUGCUGGUGUAUCUGUAGCCUUUGGGGCACCUAUUGGUGGAGUAUUAUUCAGCCUGGAAGAGGUCAGCUACUACUUUCCCCUCAAAACGCUGUGGCGUUCAUUUUUUGCUGCUUUAGUGGCAGCGUUUACUCUCCGCUCCAUCAAUCCAUUUGGGAACAGCCGCCUGGUUCUCUUUUAUGUAGAGUUUCACACCCCAUGGCAUCUCUUUGAGCUCGUACCGUUCAUUCUGCUGGGCAUAUUUGGCGGUCUGUGGGGAGCUUUGUUUAUCCGCACAAACAUUGCCUGGUGCCGGAAGCGGAAGACCACGCAGCUGGGCAAGUAUCCUGUCGUAGAGGUACUCGUCGUGACAGCCAUCACUGCCGUCCUGGCUUUCCCCAACGAAUACACCCGGAUGAGCACAAGUGAGCUCAUUUCUGAGCUCUUCAAUGACUGUGGCCUUCUGGACUCCUCCAAGCUCUGUGAUUAUGAGAACCGUUUCAACACAAGCAAAGCAGGCGAGCUGCCCGACCGACCAGCUGGUGUGGGAGUCUACAAUGCAAUGUGGCAGCUGGCUUUGACACUCAUACUGAAAAUUGUCAUCACUAUCUUCACCUUUGGCAUGAAGAUCCCUUCUGGCCUCUUUAUCCCUAGCAUGGCUGUUGGUGCUAUCACAGGUCGACUUUUGGGAGUAGGGAUGGAACAGCUGGCUUAUUACCACCAUGACUGGGCCAUCUUCAAUAGCUGGUGCAGUCAAGGAGCAGAUUGUAUCACCCCUGGCCUUUAUGCGAUGGUUGGGGCCGCAGCCUGCUUAGGCGGGGUGACUCGUAUGACCGUUUCUCUUGUCGUCAUAAUGUUUGAACUAACUGGUGGCUUGGAAUACAUUGUGCCUCUGAUGGCUGCGGCCAUGACAAGCAAGUGGGUGGCAGAUGCCCUUGGACGGGAGGGCAUCUAUGAUGCCCAUAUCCGUCUCAAUGGAUACCCCUUUCUGGAAGCCAAAGAAGAGUUUGCUCAUAAGACCCUGGCCAUGGAUGUGAUGAAACCCCGGAGAAAUGAUCCUCUGUUGACUGUCCUUACUCAGGACAGUAUGACCGUGGAAGAUGUAGAGACCAUCAUCAGUGAAACCACUUACAGUGGCUUCCCCGUGGUGGUGUCCCGGGAGUCCCAAAGACUUGUGGGUUUUGUCCUCCGAAGAGAUCUCAUUAUUUCAAUUGAAAAUGCUCGAAAAAAACAGGAUGGAGUUGUGAGCACUUCCAUCAUUUAUUUCACCGAGCAUUCUCCUCCAAUGCCACCAUACACCCCACCUACCCUCAAGCUUCGGAACAUUCUGGAUCUCAGCCCCUUCACUGUGACUGACCUGACGCCCAUGGAGAUCGUGGUGGAUAUCUUCCGCAAGCUGGGACUGCGGCAGUGCCUGGUGACACACAAUGGGCGAUUGCUCGGAAUCAUUACCAAAAAGGAUGUGCUAAAGCAUAUAGCCCAGAUGGCGAACCAAGAUCCUGAUUCCAUUCUCUUCAACUAGAAUCACAGGGUUGUACUUGAUAUGAACUGGAAGGACACUGCAGAUCGUGGAUAUAUUUUAUUAACUGGGUACCCACAACACAUGUCCCACAUUUGGAUGGUGAAGUUAUAUUCGUGUGUUGUCUCUUUCCUACAAGUUAACCAGUUGCACUACAUAAUCUCUGGAAAUCUUAAUCUUCUCUCUAGGAGAAAAUUCAGUUAGGCCUCUGUGAUGUUGCAUUAGGAAGAUUUCAUGAAAGAGUAAACAAGAUUGCUAUGGUUUAAUUCUUUUCCUUUUUUUUAAAGAUUUUUUUAAAUUUAAAGCAUAAUUGUUAGUUAAUAUGCAAUCACUGAAAACUAUGCAAGAAAAAUGCCAACCGUCCUGACCUAUAGCCUGCAGGAAACUCAUGAAAAAAGUCACUUUUUUGGACUCUAACUGUCAUUGGUGGAAGAUGAAGUGUAAACUUAAGGGGCUUUGCUUUUCCAACCAUAGAAAGGAAAGCCACAAGGAAAAUAAUAAUGGUAUUUUCCAGACUGUGAAUUCAGUUCAAAUGUUAUCUUGUUCCUGUUACAAUAUUUAGCAGUCUUAGUUUAUGUGUGUGUAUGUGUAUGUUAAUUUUAAUAUCUGAUUAUAAGACAAUGCUGCUUUGGUUAAUCUCCUCUAAAUGAAUUUAGAGAGGUUGACUUUUAUAGCUUGCUUGUUCCUGGUACUCUUUUGAAGUGCACAAAGAUUAAGUUACAGAAUUUUCUCCUUGUCUGCAAAAGGGGUAAUUUUCCAGAUGGCCUUUGUUAGCUGGUAGACAAGGGCUUUGCCAUGAAUUUGUGAGUAGCAAGGAAUGAUUUCUCCAGCUUCCUUGAAAUGAAUAAUCAGUAAAGUGCUAAGCAAAGUCAAUGACUAGGAAUUUUCACUUCUUUGUGAGGUCCCAACUAAUCCUCUUACCCAGAUGCCACCUCCGUGAGUGAUGGUGCUUUCGGCUUCUGGAAUAUGGAAGAAUAGUAAAGGGAACCAAAUCUAGACUGCAUACUGGGGAACCGGGGAAGAUCCCAAGCUGUAUCUGCAUUUUCACGCAUUCCUUCGUAACAGCCACCAGUACUAAAAUAACCAGGCACUCAUGCCUCCUCCCAGUGUUAAGUACGUAUCUUAACAGGCCAGUGUUGUCCCUGUGAUCGUGAAUUUAGACUUGGGGUACUUUCAAAUAUAUUCAAGGCGUUGGAACAGGAUAGGCAGCUGUGGACUCCCUGGAGGCUCCUUAGAAUUCUCAAUAAAAGGCAAAACCAUCCUAAGACCCAGGGGGAGGUGGGUAGACCAGGCCUGGUGACACCAAAGGUGCUUGUAUCCAAUUGAAAAGGUGCCUGUCUCAAUUCCAUACCAUCUUAACUGCAGGAGAAAAACAUCACACUCUUGGGACACCCGGUGGAAUUACAGAGCCACCACCAUCAUUCCGACUACUGUUUCAUUUUCUACCGUUUGACCCACGUGCAAUUGUCCCCUCUCCGUUCUUCCCCCUUUCCCAUGCCUCAGUCCUGAGUCCUCUCUCGGGGAUUGAGCACGAGGUCUGGUUAAUGAUUCCUGUUCCAAAAACUAACCCCCAGGGCUAGUUAAAGUGUAAACCAAAUCUCAAUAAUUGUAUGGCACAUGGACCAGAGGUAAUGCACAGCCAUUUGCUUUGCCCUGUAGCCCAGUAACUGCUGCCACGCCUCCCUUUCCAGGCUGGUGCCCACAGCAGUGAGACUUAAAUGCUAAGGGGUAAGACUUGAGCCGUUCCCAUUUUAUAAGUCUGUUCCCAGUGCUUCCCACCAUCCUUCCAGCCUAGGAUCAGCGGUCACUCGGCAUAUCCUCUCCCACCCUCUGCCUCCCCUCUCCACACACCUCAGCAUACCUCAUUUUAAAAGUAGCUGAUCUCUGAUUCUAGGCUUUUUUUUUAACCCCUGGUUCUUAUCUUUCCAAAAUCUGAAAUUCUUUCAUUGCCCAGAACUGGGCAACCAGUUCUUAUUUUGAUUUUUAUCUUUCAAAUAUCAAGGCAGUCACCGGAGCUUCUCCUUCUAACUAUAUCACUCAAGCAUUUUAAUGAAAAAGAGAAAAAAAAAAAAAACAUCUCCCUAGGUUAAGACUCAGUAACUUCACAUCUUUUGUCUCUUCUGUGCCACUGAUUCCCUCACACAAGAUGAGACUGUUUGCCUGACCAGCCUGUAGUGUGUAAAAUCAAAGUUCUUAUGUGUAUCCUUCUGGUUCACUACCUAUCUUUUCUUAUCAGCCGUCCAACUGAAGCCUACAAAACGGGAAAUGUUAGUAUUUCUGGUAUUUGAUGACAGUGAAAGUUUUGGUCGCAUUUCAGAGUGCAUCAGUCAACCGGAGGGUGUCUAAGUCUGCCUUUGUCUUUCUUCUCGGCUCUGUUUUUGAUUUGCGACAGAUGAGCCAGUGUUAAGGUGCUGCUUCAGAGAAUAAAUUCAAGAAAUCAGAUAACACUGUGCCAAGGGAUGCUUUCUAGAUGCUAAGCACCGAUUGAUCCUCCAGAGAAUUAUGUCCCUUUGAUACCUCACUCUUGGUAAAUCUCAUUCAUUAACCUCAGCUUCUCAGGAAUCCUUGUUAACUCAUAAACUAGAAGUAGCUUUAGUGUAUGGUAUCCGUUAUUGUUCAGUCCUACGGUUUGGCUCAAAGAUUUGCUAAUUGUGGCCAGAGGUCUCCACUAGGCCACUAGCUCAGCAUCUUAACACGCAGUUUCUUGUCUGAAAGCAAAAGAAAAUGUGCUUUCUGCCGUUGCCAGUUCAACAGUUGGACAUACUUAACCGACAAAGCCCGAUACAGGGAGGUCUGUCAGGGGCCUCCAAUGGCCACAUACCUCAAUGGCAAAAGACUAGAUAAUCUGUGAUUUAAAAAUUAGUAUGAGUUCGAGACUAGUCGACUUUGGUAUUAAGAAAAGAAAAUUGCCUGACAUAAAGGAAGGGUUUACAAAAGAAGGCCACUAAGUGCUUCAAGAAAGUUCAGGUUUUUCCAGGAAAAAUACAUCUGGUGGAUAUCCAGUCAUGAAAAGGGAUGAGAGUCUAUAGAUUUGUAAAAGUCUCAGUGCUGUUAUAUUUUGUAUCUUCAUAUCUGUGAUGUGAAGAAUUAAAGAAGCCAGAAUCGUUAAGGUGUGAUUAGUUAUACCAUUGGCAGAAGCAGGGGGUUGAAUGUGCAAGAUAAUAGCCGCUUUCAAGAUCACUUCUAUUGGGAUGUUUGUUCAGACACUCUCCUCUCUUCUGGCUCCAGAGUCCUUGUGGCUCAGCCCAGCUGUGGAGUAGACGUGGUAUCAUCCACAGAGCAGAUAGCCUCUGGUGGACAGUCUGACACUGACUUUGGUACUUUGGAUUUGCCAGCUGGCAGGGCAAACGAUGAAUUUGCUAAUGGAACUGCAAAGCAGUUGAGUCGUUUUGGCACCAGAGGCUGAAUCUGAACCCUUUACAGGAAGAGCAGAGCACAGUAUAAAUUUCUCUAGCCAGUCUUCAAUUGUGUUUGAACAUAAGAAUGAUAAAGUAAUGGGGACUUUGUGUGGUCUAAGGCUGUGAAGUAAUUCUUAAUUAUGAAUUUAUGAACCCGUUCAGGUGUGGGGGGAGCAAAUAUUUUUCAAAACAGCGUCCAAUAGAAAGUAAUCACGGAAAGUAAUCACUACUGUAUGCUUUAAGUAUUUGAAACUCCUGUCCUGGUUGGGUCUUGAUCUUGGUUGGUUUUGUUAGGUGAUGAGUAGGAAGGUACUUGUUGCUUCACAGUGUCUUUUGUUUUGUUUUUUAAAAUAAAUCUCAAGGAGUGCAGGUUUUGAAGUUGAGUUUUUACUAAAUGAAAGUGAAGACAAUACUAAGAUUUUGAAAUGGCCAGUGUGUCUUAUAUUGCCAAAAUAACUUACUGAUGACCGACCACACUGUAUUGUGAGGAAUCGGUUUACUUUUACUGAAUCAGAGCUAAAUGUAGGCCACUCAUCAGUUCAGAGAAACCAGGAGAGCAUCUUUCAUGGUGGUGCAUAGAGUAUUGAGCUCUAGAAAACUGAGAAAAAUGUGAAAUUUAGAAAGCAGAUAGGAGGUGGAGUAUUGAAUUCUUAAAAAAAAAAGAUGUCUAAAUAUGUGGUCUGAACUUAAGUGUCCUACAGCCUUGAUUAUUUUUUAACCACCUCUGGAAUUUGCUGGAUUCCCUUUGGGGAGAGAAUUUAAAGUUAAUGGCAGUAGAAAAACCCUAGUAAGAAAAUAUAUGAGUUGUUGCAAGAUGGUAGGAGGAAGGCCACCAAACCAAACAUCCUGACAUUUAUGAACUGCUUGAUCAUGUGCCUCAAGGGGAGAAAAGAUUAGUAGUCUCCCAAAGACCAGGCUUUCUAAGCAACCAAGAGUCUCAGAGCAGCAUUUGCCUGGAUGCAGUCCACUGUCAUGGAGAGGGCUGACCCAAGACAAGACACCUGCUCUUGGAGGAAGGCAGCGAAUACUGCCAUUGCCUAAGUGGUAAGCUUUAGGUAGAUUAUCUUGAAUUUUGAUAGCAAAAUAUUUUAAAAAUCUAUACUGUUAGCCUCCCUAGUAUGUACUUAUCGUAUAUUAGAAAGAGAAAAGUGAGGGUUUCUCAUACCGGCGCUCAGGGAGCUGUGGGAAUAUGAAGCGAAAUUGGUGUAGCAGACCUGUGGCAACCACUCAACUUUACUCUGCCUCCAUUCUGGUUGUUGGCACUAAGGAGAGAAAUUCUUGGAAUAGUAGGUGUUCACAGCUUCAAGUUAUUCCCCAAAGGUUUGCUGGCACAGCCUCAUUUCUAAACAUCUGGCUCUGGGCAAAGUUUUGAGGGGAUGCAGGGAACAAGAUUGGUUUUUCCACUGUGUGGUCUGAUAUCGCCGGAUCAGCCAAGAAAGAAAGAAAGAGUGUGAUGGGCGGAGUGUGCGUUUCUUGGAUGGGAUCUAUUGGGUCACCUAGCCCAAUCCCGCAGUCAUCAAUUCCUACCUCUAUGUUCCCACCAAAGGGUCUUCAGCCUCUGUGAGCACACUCCUUGAAUGAAUGCCUUGCCUGAAGUUUGUUCUUUUAAGGAGAAAAUGCGAUGGUAUAAAAAUAUGAGGGUUUUAAAACAUGACCUCUGCCUCUCCUCUCUUCUCUCUGUCUCUCCUCCUCUUCAAGCUCAAAAUUCAACAUUUUCUCAGUUGUUACAAGUGUACUGUUUUGAAUGUGGACCUUGGGGAGGGAGAGCAUCAUUCUAAGAGUAGAGAGUAGAAGAUAUUUCUGAGUUGAUGGGGCCAAUGGGGCUUUGCUCCACUGUCACACCAAAGCCAAUGGUAUUUGUUGAGUGCGUCCAGGGCUUCUGCAUAACAGUACAGACCUGUGAAGUAUUCAUUGCUGACCCUUAUGAUUAUCUGCUAGUCCAAAUCUGUUGAAAGUCAGAGGCAGUCUUGGAUUUGGGGAGUUGGAAUGCCAUCUGGCAAGAUGGGGAUGAGGGAGUGGCCUGAGAUGGUUUCGUCAGGGUGGGAAUGCUUAGCCUCAUUACCUUCUUGAGUGGACCUCAAAUACGCGGUCCUUCAAGAGUGCGCGCCUUUCCCUCCUCCAUGUCACUUUAUCCUUUCUUCUCUCCCCUCUCUUCUUCUCUGUCCUGCCUUUUUAGUACUCAGAUUUUAAUAAAUAUUUACUUUUUUUAUUAUAUAUUUGGUCCCUUGGGACUAUGUACUGAUGAAGAAUUAAUUUCAUUCUAGGUUUUAAAAAAAACGAUGUGUUUCAUAUUUUAUUCCUUUAAACUGUCUUUUGACGCUAUGCUGCUAACCAGGUACAGGCCAGAAAGGAGUUGGCCCUCACAGACAGCACCCUGGUCAUGUCACCUAUGGAUGACAUUGAUGUAAUGAUGGUGACCCUUCUUCAUUUGACCAAGGCCGGCCUCCCGCUCUGACCUCUGUCCACUGAUUUCUGGCUGUGGGGAAAAUACCACCUGUGGGGUGAGUCAGUGAGGCCGGGAGGAUCAGAGGGGCUGGGUUCCAGCCCGUGGGCCACUAUAUGAGUAUCUCUGUAAUAAGCUGAUGUGUCAGGCCAGCUCUAACUGCAGUAGCCAAAGAAAACCUGUCUGACUCGAUGUUUUCAUUCCCAAGAGUUCUUAAAAGUUCAACUGAAGCUAAUGUAGAGAGAUAAGCAGUAGCUGGGCGUCCAGAAACUAGCAUCAACCAAAGCUAAUAUAGCCCGAGUUUCCACGGGAAGCUUGGUGCUGAGUUGUUCAGAGCAAUUAUCUGAGUGUUGCCAACCUUUUAGUCAUGCUUUCUUAGCUUUUAUUCUAACUUUCAGAGAUGUUGGUCCCUGUUCGUAGGCACAGCCUGUCCCAGAGCUGGGGCUACCACUGUACACUUCAUUCUGCUCCCAGGUCAAGCAUAGCAAUGUAAUCUAAAAAGGAAGACGUGGGCUGGGGAGUUAGGAGACCUGGUUUCUAUUCCCUGUGCUUCUACUAACUAGCCUCGAGAUCUUAACCGCUCUGUGCCUCAGUGUUCCCAUCUGCAAAAUGGGGAUAGUGUUACUUGCCCUACCUACCUCACAGGGUUGUUGUGAGGAGAACCUGAGACAAUGAAAGGAAAGUACUUUGACAAGUAAGUGCUAUGCAAAUGGUAAGAAACGGAAACAAUCACGUUCAAGGCAAUGGAAUGGACAUUGGCAGAAGGGUUGAUGGGACCGUCCAGCCCUUUUCUUGGUGUGGCUUAAACCCAGGUUGCCAUUGCUUUAUACAUUUUUCACUUAGCACAGAUUUGUAAUUAUGCAUGUAAUAAAGCACAGCCUUAUCCGA
Camelus dromedarius (Arabian camel) is the source of this 9500-nucleotide messenger RNA. RefSeq names its product chloride voltage-gated channel 5 (gene CLCN5). The coding region runs from base 324 to 2774 and encodes 816 amino acids. Gene Ontology annotation, cellular component: Golgi apparatus; early endosome; plasma membrane. The record is from RefSeq and is a predicted model, not a curated record. The transcript is spliced from 14 exons. Lineage: Eukaryota; Metazoa; Chordata; Mammalia; Artiodactyla; Camelidae. Gene Ontology annotation, molecular function: voltage-gated chloride channel activity. Gene Ontology annotation, biological process: chloride transport; transmembrane transport.